This is a messenger RNA of Electrophorus electricus (electric eel), 541 nucleotides long. NCBI's taxonomy places the organism in Eukaryota, Metazoa, Chordata, Actinopteri, Gymnotiformes, Gymnotidae. The record is from RefSeq and is a predicted model, not a curated record.
UGCAGGGUGUUCCAUGUCUAUGCCAGGAGACUGGACAGUAGGUCAUGUGGGACCUCCUUUGCCCUGUAACUAUGUGAAGCUAGUGGAUGUGGCAGACAUGAGCUACUAUGCAGCCAAUGGGGAGGGAGAGGGGUGUGUAAAUGGGCCAAAUGUGUUCCAGGGGUACCUGAAUGACCCAGAGAAGACAGCGGAAGCCAUUGAUAAGGAUGGCUGGCUGCAUACAGGAAAUAUUGGCAAGUGGCUUCCGGUAAAUUCUGCCCCCUCCAGAUCCUGUUUUACCGUUCUUCCAGGUGUUGGAAGAUGACGGCCUUCUGGCCCUUUCAGAACUGUAGCCAGGGUUUCUGUUUCAGAAUGACAGGGUUUGUGUUUCAGAAUGACACUCUGUAGAAAUGGCCCAUUUAACUAGUCCUGCUUUAGACUACAGAGAGGAAAAAGAGAAUAAUAAUAUGAACAAUACAUGGAGCUGAGGGUUGGAUUACAUUUUUGGUUCGAGGGAUUUAUGAUGUCCUUACAAAUCUGCAAAACUUUGGACAGUGGGGAC